CAAACUUCUUCUUCUUCAUCCUCAUUUCCCCAAACAUCCAAUUCCACCAAUUGAUACACUCUUCAUCUCUUCAGAAAUCCACAAAGACCUCUCCUCCUAUCCCCAUGGACGGCUCAGUGGACCGAAGUAAUCCACCGCCGCAAACGGCGUGCACGGCCAACGGAAACGGCGUCGUUUCGAAGACGAGGCUGAGACUGAAGCCGGAGAAGGAGCACAAGUCGGAUAGCUACAACGACCUGCAGCAAUUGGAUUUCAGUCCUCUGCUCUUCAGCUCGCUCGAGCAUUACUUGCCGGCGAACAUGCUCAAUGUGCCGCGUGAGCUCAAGCUCCGGUACAUGAGGGACAUUCUGCUCCGGUACACCUCCGAGGGCGAACGCAGUCGUAUUCAGCGGCAUAGAGAAUACAGAGACAGGAUCACAUCAAGCUAUCAGUAUCUGCACGAGGAGCUAUACACUAUGCAAGCUGAACAAUUCUUUGUCCCGUCAUUUCUCAAUGUCAUCAAUGAGGGCACAGAGGGUACUUUUAGAAGUAUACUCAACGAACCCUCUCCUGGAAUCUUCACAUUUGAAAUGCUUCAGCCGCGUUUCUGCGAAUUGUUAGUAUCCGAGGUUGAGAAUUUUGAAAGGUGGGUCCAUGAGACAAGAUUCAGAAUCAUGCGACCAAACACAAUGAACAAAUUUGGUGCUGUUCUUGAUGACUUUGGCUUUGAAACUAUGCUUGACAAGUUGAUGGAGGAAUUUAUACGCCCUAUAUCUAAAGUUCUCUUUCCAGAAGUUGGUGGAGCCACACUGGAUUCACAUCAUGGUUUUGUUGUUGAAUAUGGAAUGGAUAGGGACGUUGAGCUUGGUUUUCAUGUCGAUGACUCGGAAGUCACCUUGAAUGUUUGCUUGGGUAAGCAGUUUAUUGGUGGGGAGUUGUAUUUUCGAGGUGUUCGAUGUAAUAAGCAUGUGAAUUCAGCGACACUCUCAGAGGAAGUCUUUGAUUAUCCUCAUGUUCCGGGACAUGCAGUUCUUCAUCGUGGUCGCCACCGACAUGGUGCUAGAGCUACAAUAUCUGGGCGUCGAACCAACUUACUACUAUGGUGCAGAAGUUCGGUCUUUAGAGAGCUGAGAAAAUAUCAAAAAGAUUGUUCUAGCUGGUGCGGAGACUGCCAUCGGGAGAAGAAAGAAAGACAGCGCCAAUCAGUUGCUGCCACCAAACUGGAAUUACUUAACAAUGAUGGAUACUAGAGCUGUUCGACAUGCAACUUUUGCUUGUGAAGUUGUAAAUUUACAAAAUUCUCAUCUUUAUCUCAACAUAUAGAAGAAUUUUCAGUCUAUCCUCUCAAUUUUAAUUUCAGUAAUAAAUGUAGCUAGGCUAUUUCUUAGUAAUGAACUCUGCAUUCAAUGCUUUUGCAAGGUAGUUGUUACUAGUUCAUACACAGUUUCGUCAUGUAAUUGUGCUGGCCUUUUCGUAGUUAGUUAUAUACUUUAUGCGCUUUAGAUUGAUGUAGUUUCCUCUGUUCAGUAUGUGCCGACUACCAUGACCAACCGGACAUACAAAUGAUCCAAGUCCAACGUUCUUUCCCUGCUCAGUAGGUAGGUCUACUCAGAUCCCCACUAGAUUGUGAUUUAUCUUGUGUUAAUGAUAGAAGCAAGCCAAACAAUAUGUUGCC
Messenger RNA from Fragaria vesca subsp. vesca, 1654 nucleotides. RefSeq lists its product as uncharacterized. Gene Ontology annotation, molecular function: iron ion binding; oxidoreductase activity, acting on paired donors, with incorporation or reduction of molecular oxygen; L-ascorbic acid binding. The transcript has 9 exons. NCBI's taxonomy places the organism in Eukaryota, Viridiplantae, Streptophyta, Magnoliopsida, Rosales, Rosaceae. The coding region runs from base 105 to 1229 and encodes 374 amino acids. The record is from RefSeq and is a predicted model, not a curated record.